This is a messenger RNA of Bradysia coprophila, 1414 nucleotides long. RefSeq names its product ubiquitin-conjugating enzyme E2 Q2-like. NCBI's taxonomy places the organism in Eukaryota, Metazoa, Arthropoda, Insecta, Diptera, Sciaridae. The record is from RefSeq and is a predicted model, not a curated record.
AACUCAAAAUCAGAUGGUUUGAGAUCCACGUGCUUGUCAAACGUUGUUUUUCUGUUUGUGUUUUUUUUUUUGUUUGAAAAAUUUGUUACUUUUGUUCAGGAAUUGUUAACGAAAAUGGCCCGACAAUUAAAAUCAGAUUUGAUUCGGUUACAACAAGUUUUUACGAACACUCACGAUCGAUUUCGAAUUUUAAACUCGUCGGUAGAUGAAGUUACUUGCAGAUUUUUCCAGCAAAAUAAAACUUUUUACGAUGUUCAGGCCAACAUACCGAGUUCUUACCCAUCGGAACCACCACUUUGGUUUGUCAUCAGUGACCACGAGGCGAUAGUAGAUUUAUUGGAGGAACCAUUGGAGGCAUUAAAUAAAUGUACUGAAGAACGCGACAAUAGAAUUAUUAAUCAGGUGACAGCGAUAGUCGAGCUUUUGUGUCGCAUACAUGAAGAACCUUGUCCCGAAGAAUUAAAUGAACUAAAAAUUUUAAGUUCGGUUUUGGAACGUGACGAAGAUACCGGCAACGAAAGCGAUGAGCUAAAUAAUGUAAAUGCAGAUGGAGACGAGGAAGAGUUUGAAAGCGAAUGCGAGGACGAAGAAUGCUCCGACAACGACGAGUCCUAUGACAACGACGAAAUGUUUGAAAUAAACGCAAGUGGAAGCAAUACUACCACGGGUAACCCUACAGAAUGUGAAAUGGACGCUGAAAAUGCUCAGAUACUUAGGAAGCAGAAAAAUUUGCAAUACGGAAAGCAAUCUUCCGCCAACAGCAGUAAGGUGUUGCUGAAGGAGCUCGAUACGAUCUACCGUUCGGAAACAUACAAAAACAAAACGUAUUCGGUAGAAUUAGUGGAAGAUGCAUUGGACGUUUGGGACGUUAAGUUGAUGCUAGUCUGUCCGGAUAGUUUGCUACAGUUAGAUCUACAUCGAUUGAGAGAACAAGGACUCAAUCACAGCAUCCAUAUGAGAAUUACGUUUGAGGAAACGUUUCCAUAUUCCGCUCCAUUCAUCCAAGUCACCUAUCCGGCCAUAAAGGGUGGUCAUGUGCUGGAUGAAGGUGCGUUGUGCAUGGAAUUAUUGACCAAACAAGGGUGGAGUUCAGCAUACUCUAUGGAAAAUGUGUUAAUGCAAGUUUCAUCGACGCUAAUUACUGGAAAUGCUCGUGUUGACUUCGACAAAACAAAGAUAAUUUUGCGAACUCCAUAUAGUCAGGAACGGGCUAGGGAAAUGUUUGAAUAUCAUGCAAACUUGCACAAGAACAAUGGUUGGAAAUUACCAGAUAUCGGAAGCAGCUAGAUUAAAUUUACUGCAUGCAAUCGAAAUGAAGUUGUUGUAGAACUGAAUAGACAAAAAUCAACACUUAUGCUCGUAGAAUUAAUUAAGCUUGUGUCACUUGACUUUAUUGUUUAUGAUUAAUUACAGA